AACUCAAGGAAACACGAGAUCCUACCCCCUGUCCCGCUGGAUGGCAUUUUCCCAUCCGGUGGAGUGAGGCCGGUAGGAGCUGCCCCCCAGGACGGGCGUGAGCAGGGAAACCAGGAACCCCGUGGGAGGGUGCCUACGCUCACCACACCAGGCGCCUGAGACAUCACGGCACCAAUGACUUCACGCUUCCCCGCAACGUCCUCCUCGGGGACUGUCGGCAUCCUCGGCCAAGAGCCGCACAACGUGACUAACCAUCCAGUCAGAAGAGCAACCCUCCCGUGGGUCCCCUGCCCGCCGCCCUUGGGUGUGAAAGAACCCAGUUCCGCCCCUGGGACCCUGGCCACGACCAUCCUGUUCUGUGUGCUGCUGGACCCAGCGUUACCCCUGACUCAGGAGCAGCAGGAGGUUCCAACCAUGGAAUGGGUCCCCAGUCUAAAUAUGAAGUUUGACCGAAGGACAAUGGAACUGAGUUGGGACUGCAAAGAAAACACUACCUACCUCGAAUGUGUGAUGAUCCACAAGGAGAAAGGAGAGAUCAGAAAAAAGCCCAAGAACAAAGACUGUCACUGCAACUUUUCCCAUGAUUCUCUCCAUGGGGGAGUCACGUUCGUGGUUAAAGUAAAUAGCACCCAAGGACCGAUUCCAGAAAAACUGGUCUACGCUAACCCAGGUGGCGAGGGCACCGCUGCCCAAAACUUCUCCUGUUUUAUCUACAACGUGAACUUCAUGAACUGCACUUGGGCGAAAGGUCGGGCUGCGCCUGAUGACGUCCAAUAUUUCUUGUACAUACAAGACUUUAAGGAAAAAAGGGAAAGAGAGUGUCCUCAUUACGUGACGGACUCACGAACCCACGUCGGAUGUCACCUGCACGAUCUGUCGGGAUUAACGUUCCGCAAUUACUUCCUGGUGAACGGUACCAGCCGAGAGACGGCGGUCCAGUUUUUUGAUACGAUUUUGUCCUUGAAAAAAAUAGAAAUAUACAGCCCGCCCAACAACGUCAGCGUCCACUGCAACCCGUCCCACUGCCAGAUCCUCUGGGACCCGCCCAGGACGCGACACCCCUCGUCCGCCUGGGACUUCAACUACCAGCUGCGCAUCCAGAAACAGAACAACAAGGAACACGCCGGAAAUCAACUGAUCGACGUGACCGGCAAAUCGGAAAAUAAAUACAACUUCCCGAGUCCAGAGCCCAGACCCAAGCACACUGUGACGAUACGGGCCUCAGACGCACGGGGACAGCAUUGGAGCGCCUGGAGCCAGCCCGUGGAGUUCGGCUCUACACAAGCCACAGCCAACUUUGUGCACGUCUAUGUGCUCGUGGUCCUGGGGACCUUCGUCUGUGCCCUGAUUCUCAGCUGCCUUGUGAAAAGGUUGUUUGCAUCAGAGACCUUAUUCCCGCGGAUUCCGCACAUCAAGGAUAAAUGGAGUGAGAACGUUCACACUGACCACCAGAUCAUCUGGGAGAAAUCCACCCCGGAUACAGGAAAGAUCGACCAUGAAGAGAUCCUAACCGUGGAGGAAGUCACCGUCGCCCCGGAGAGCGUGUGACCCACAAAGAUGCUUCCAGCCCCGGAACGUUCUGGAAGCCGUUUUGUCUUUUCAUUGUUUGAACACUUAUUUAUACGGCACUCUAUUUUUUUACUUUAAAACAACGUGGUCUUUUGCAAGGAU
Lynx canadensis (Canada lynx) is the source of this 1671-nucleotide messenger RNA. RefSeq names its product granulocyte-macrophage colony-stimulating factor receptor subunit alpha-like. Gene Ontology annotation, molecular function: cytokine receptor activity; protein binding. Lineage: Eukaryota; Metazoa; Chordata; Mammalia; Carnivora; Felidae. Gene Ontology annotation, biological process: cytokine-mediated signaling pathway. The record is from RefSeq and is a predicted model, not a curated record. The coding region runs from base 175 to 1548 and encodes 457 amino acids. The transcript is spliced from 13 exons. Gene Ontology annotation, cellular component: external side of plasma membrane; membrane.